This is a messenger RNA of Pistacia vera, 3121 nucleotides long. Its product is annotated as valine--tRNA ligase, chloroplastic/mitochondrial 2. The transcript is spliced from 27 exons. Gene Ontology annotation, biological process: valyl-tRNA aminoacylation. Lineage: Eukaryota; Viridiplantae; Streptophyta; Magnoliopsida; Sapindales; Anacardiaceae. Gene Ontology annotation, cellular component: cytoplasm; cytosol. The coding region runs from base 66 to 2951 and encodes 961 amino acids. The record is from RefSeq and is a predicted model, not a curated record. Gene Ontology annotation, molecular function: ATP binding; valine-tRNA ligase activity; aminoacyl-tRNA deacylase activity.
AUGCCACUGAAACAUAAAACCCAAGCUUCCUCAUUGCUAGGGUUUUUCAAAUUUCAUGAACAAUAAUGAUAUCACAAAUGACUCUCUCUGUCUCUACUCCUUCUCUCUUAUCUUCCUCCAGACUCAAUCCUCUCAUCUUCUCUAGACGACGCCGUUCCAUUUGGCUCUCCCAGUGGCAUUUCAAUGUUAUCAAACCAAGAUUCUUUGCAGUUGCUGCAGCGGAGAAUGGUGGGCUGCCAAAGUCAUUUGAUUUUACUUCAGAGGAAAGAAUAUACAAUUGGUGGGAGUCUCAAGGCUAUUUUAAGCCAAACUGUGAACGGGAAGGUGAUCCUUUUGUGAUAUCAAUGCCACCUCCUAAUGUCACUGGUUCGCUGCACAUGGGCCAUGCAAUGUUUGUGACUCUUGAGGAUAUAAUGAUUAGAUAUCAUCGAAUGAAAGGAAGACCAACACUUUGGCUUCCGGGGACUGAUCAUGCUGGAAUUGCAACUCAGUUGGUUGUUGAAAGAAUGUUGGCGUCUGAAGGACUAAAAAGAGUUGAAUUGAGUAGAGAUGAGUUCACCAAACGAGUUUGGGAGUGGAAAGAGAAGUAUGGUGGAACCAUUACUAAUCAGAUUAAGAGACUUGGUGCUUCUUGUGAUUGGACUAGAGAAAGGUUCACCCUUGAUGACCAGCUAAGUCGAGCUGUUAUUGAGGCGUUUAUUAGGCUUCAUGAGAAAGGAUUAAUCUAUCAAGGGUCUUACAUGGUUAACUGGUCUCCUAGUCUACAAACUGCAGUUUCAGACUUGGAAGUAGAAUAUUCUGAAGAGCCUGGAACCCUAUAUCAUAUUAAGUACCGUGUUGCUGGAAGUAAUGACUUCUUGACUGUAGCAACGACACGCCCAGAGACUUUGUUUGGGGAUGUAGCUAUUGCAGUAAACCCUAAGGACGAUCGUUAUGCCAAGUAUAUAGGUAUGAUGGCGAUUGUACCUAUGACAUAUGGUCGUCAUGUCCCUAUUCUAAGUGACAAGCAUGUUGAUAAAGAAUUUGGGACUGGUGUAUUGAAGAUAAGCCCUGGCCAUGAUCAUAGUGACUACCUCCUUGCAAGAAAACUUGGUCUCCCAAUCCUUAAUGUGAUGAACAAGGAUGGGACACUUAAUGAUGUUGCUGGACUGUACUGUGGUCUUGAUCGGUUUGAGGCACGGAAGAAAUUGUGGUCAGAACUUGAGGAGACAGGCCUAGCUGUAAAGAAGGUGCCUCAUACUUUACGAGUUCCUAGAUCCCAGCGUGGUGGAGAAGUAAUAGAACCACUAGUAAGUAAGCAGUGGUUUGUAACCAUGGAGCCUUUAGCUGAAAAAGCCCUUCGUGCAGUUGAAAAAGGAGAACUAACCAUUAUGCCUGAAAGAUUUGAGAAGAUUUACAAUCACUGGCUAUCAAAUAUUAAGGAUUGGUGUAUAAGCAGGCAACUGUGGUGGGGGCACCGUAUACCAGUUUGGUAUAUUGUUGGAAAAGACUGUGAAGAGGAAUAUAUAGUUGCUAGGGAUGCUGAUGAAGCUCUUGAGAAAGCUCGUGAAAAAUAUGGUAAAAAUGUGGAGGUAUAUCAGGAUCCAGAUGUUCUUGACACCUGGUUUUCAAGUGCGCUAUGGCCUUUCAGUACUCUUGGGUGGCCAGAUGUGUCCACGGAAGACUUUAAGAAGUUUUAUCCGACAACAAUGCUUGAAACUGGGCAUGACAUAUUGUUCUUUUGGGUGGCAAGAAUGGUCAUGAUGGGAAUUGAGUUCACGGGGACUGUUCCAUUUUCAUAUGUUUAUCUUCACGGGCUGAUCCGAGACUCCCAAGGGAGAAAAAUGUCAAAAACAUUGGGGAAUGUGAUAGAUCCACUUGAUACAAUCAAGGAGUUUGGCACAGAUGCCUUACGGUUCACUCUUGCUUUAGGAACUGCUGGUCAGGACCUCAAUUUGUCUACAGAGAGAUUGACCUCAAACAAGGCCUUUACCAACAAAUUAUGGAAUGCUGGCAAGUUUGUUUUGCAGAAUUUGCCAAGUCAGAGUGAUACAUCUGCUUGGGAAACUAUUCUAGCUUAUAAGUUUGACAAAGAAGAGUCCCUGCAUGGUGCACCAUUACCAGAAUCUUGGCUGGUCUCAAAACUCCAUAUGCUUAUUGAUACAGUCACUGCAAGCUAUGAAAAAUUUUUCUUUGGAGAGGUUGGAAGAGAAACAUAUGAUUUCUUUUGGAGCGAUUAUGCCGAUUGGUACAUUGAAGCCAGUAAAGCUCGCCUGUACCACUCGGGACGUGAUUCAGAGGCUUUACUAGCACAGGCAGUUCUAUUGUAUGUUUUUGAAAACAUACUAAAAUUGCUACAUCCAUUCAUGCCAUUUGUGACUGAGGAACUGUGGCAGGCACUUCCAAGACAGAAAGAAGCCCUUAUAGUAUCGUCUUGGCCCCAAACUUCACUUCCAAGGAAUCUGAACUCAAUAAAAAGAUUUGAAAAUCUACAAGCAUUGACUAGGGCAAUUCGGAAUGCUAGAGCUGAAUAUUCUGUUGAGCCAGCUAGGCGUAUAUCUGCAUCAAUAGUUGCAAAUGAAGAUGUCAUCCAGUAUAUAUCUAAAGAAAAGGAGGUUUUAGCUCUCCUAUCAAGACUGGAUUUACAACAUAUACAUUUUACUGAAUCUCCUCCUGGGGAUGCAAAUCAAUCAGUUCACCUUGUUGCCAGUGAAGGACUAGAGGCGUAUCUCCCGCUUGCUGAUAUGGUGGAUAUUUCUGCUGAAGUCCAGCGCCUUUCCAAACGCCUUUCAAAGAUGCGAUCGGAGUAUGAAGGACUUGUAGCUCGCCUCAGUUCCCCAAAAUUCAUAGAAAAAGCUCCUGAGGAUGUUGUUCGAGGGGUUCAAGAAAAAGCAGCAGAAGCAGAAGAGAAAAUAAAUCUGACAAAGAACCGUUUGGCUUUUCUUCAGUCAACUGUUUUGGUAACAAAAUAGUCUCAUCAUUGGCUUUGGUUACAUUUUCCCUCCAAAACCAAGGCUGAUAAAUGAAUGGUUUAUCGUUGUUUUAGACAACCACUGAUAACCCAUUCAAAGAACAAGCAGCACCGUGAUUGACUGCGGCUCAACGAGGAACUUUGCAUGAACCGUGGCUGUUUGCGUGGAAG